AUUGCAGAGACAGACUGAUGAUGUUUCCAUGUCUGACUUAAGCAAUGUUAGCAAAGGAGGUGUUAGGUGCCAGCUUCUUGAUUGGUGUUCAAAUGUUGAGGUGGUUGUUGGUGAAGGAGAAUUCUGCUCCAGUGAACACACAUAUAAGAUUGGUAGAAUACCAUUGGGUCGCAAUGCAGCUGCUGUACUUGUGAAGUCCACAACAGUUAUACAUGCAUCUGUCUGGAGACCUACUCCAACCAUUUUCACACUUAAUGAAGCUGUUGGACAUAAAAUUGCAUGGCCACUUGACAAGAUUAUAUUGGAUGAGGAUAUUAACUUGUCCCAACCUACUAAGUCUGUCGAAUCAGAGCAGCCAACAGAUGAAUCACUAGGAAGAAUUAAAAUCUUUCAGUAUUGGAGUGGAGAUGAUGAUUUGAUUGCUGAAGGUAUGUUGUUGUCAACUGACCAUAAUGAAUUGGUGGAUGGUAGACCUCUGGGACAUGGUGCUGCAGUUGUUAAGGUCCUGGAGGUGGUUAAACCUGAGGCUUAUCUGUGGAGACCAAAUCCUCCAAUCUCAUUGAUGAGUGAUGCACUAAAUGAGACCAUCGCAUGGCCUAUUGAUAGAAUACAACUCCUUGAUGUACCUGCAAAUGAUGAAUCAACCAGAAAAUCACCUCAAAGUGCAACUACUCCCAGUUCUACUACUCCCAGCACUGCUAGUAGCAAAGGUGCUAAGCAGAAGUGUUUUCUAUUAGAUAUUGAUAACACUGGGCAGAGAGUUGCAAUAGGUCGGGUGUCUUCAACUGAUCCAGCAGAGAAGGUCCAUCAAGUCCCUUUAGGUGCCAACGCUAGCAAGGUCUGGGUAGAGGUUUCCAAGGUUGAGGGUGCACGAGUGUGGAGAGCAAAUUCUGAAGUUAAAUUCAUUGCUGAUGCAGUAGGAACCACUGUGGCUUGGCCUAAUGACAAGAUUAUAUUCAUGUGAUUUGAGUUUUAGUACUUUUGAACUAAGUGUUUAAAAAUGUAAAACUUAUGUUUGACUCUUUUGGAACAAAUAAUUAAUGAAGUAUUUGAUAAAAU
This is a messenger RNA of Arabidopsis arenosa, 1059 nucleotides long. The record is from the annotation of a GenBank genome assembly. Lineage: Eukaryota; Viridiplantae; Streptophyta; Magnoliopsida; Brassicales; Brassicaceae.